AUGAAAAUGCUGUCUAGAGGCCACGUGUGGUGGCCCCGCCUUACGCAAGAUGUUGAACAAACAAUGAAAGAAUGUGUCACAUGCCAGUUGACCCAAAAUGCGGCACCCAAAGUUCCUGUAAUGUCAUGGGGGGUGUCUAGGCGCCGGUGGGAGCGUGUGCACUCGAAUUUUGCUCAUCGUGACCAACAUUGGUUUCUAGUGCUAGUUGACUCAUAUUCAAAGUGGGUUGAAGUGUUUGUCAUGAAGUCAACUAGUAGUGAAAAGACAAUAGAGAAGCUGCGCACAGUAUUUGCCGCGUACGGGUUACCGGAAGAAGUGGUCACAGACAAUGGCCCGCAGUUUACAUCAGCACGUUUUGAGACAUUCAUGAGACGGAAUGGCAUUCGGCACACUGAAUCGCCUCCUUAUCACCCAGCAUCGAAUGGUAGCACGGAACGUUGUGUACAGACUUUAAAAAAUCUUCUUAAGCAGGUCAUGGACGAACAAAGAAAUGGGCAGAUGGAGACUCUCCAGCACCGGAUCGACCAGUUCCUAUUCAAUUAUAGGAACACGCCAACAGGCGUCACUGAAGACACACCAGCCCAGCUAUUCUUAUCGUGGAAACCUAGGACAAGGUUGAGCCUUCUCCAUCCGGAUAUCGAGCAAAGGAUGAAAGAAAAACUUAAGCGAACAAAUCAGUCGGCAAAUCAGCGACGAGGUGCGUGGAGGGACUUCGAGGAAGAAGGCGUCCUUGUAAAGGGUCUACCACCCGGGGAAGGGGAGUGGUUGAGCGGCAAGGUAAAUAAAUGUCCCUACCAAAUCCUGCGACAGCUUUCGGAUAUGACGUACGAGAUUGCUCAAGAAGAGCCUGGGACUGUGUAG
Messenger RNA from Dermacentor albipictus, 861 nucleotides. The record is from RefSeq and is a predicted model, not a curated record. Lineage: Eukaryota; Metazoa; Arthropoda; Arachnida; Ixodida; Ixodidae.